Molecule: messenger RNA, 303 nt
Organism: Sorghum bicolor (sorghum)
Lineage: Eukaryota; Viridiplantae; Streptophyta; Magnoliopsida; Poales; Poaceae
Product: cyclin-dependent kinase inhibitor 1C-like
Exons: 1
Coding region: 1-303 (100 amino acids)
Source: RefSeq, a predicted model, not a curated record
AUGCCUCGUCGCAGCGCAGCCGUGUACCGUGCCCUCUUCACUGCGGCCCGUGCUCCGCCAGUUGCACCAGCACCAUCACCAGUACCUGCACCUGUACCAGCACCUGUACCUGAGCCUGAGGUCGUCGCCUCUGCUAGCGACGAGGAGGAGGAGGCUUUGGACACGGGGUCUCCUACGCCUACACCCUCAGCGCCUACUUCGGUGGCAGUUCCGAUCCCACAGGCCGCCGCUCCAGCUCCACCUGCGCCUGCACCACCUGCGCCCGCACCGCACGCGUCUACGGGUUCAGCACCGACGCCUUAG